This is a messenger RNA of Anguilla rostrata (American eel), 5344 nucleotides long. RefSeq names its product tight junction protein 3 (gene tjp3). The record is from RefSeq and is a predicted model, not a curated record. Gene Ontology annotation, biological process: establishment of endothelial intestinal barrier; protein localization to cell-cell junction; cell-cell junction organization. Bases 315 to 4238 code for a protein of 1307 amino acids. Lineage: Eukaryota; Metazoa; Chordata; Actinopteri; Anguilliformes; Anguillidae. Gene Ontology annotation, cellular component: bicellular tight junction; plasma membrane. Gene Ontology annotation, molecular function: cell adhesion molecule binding. The transcript has 31 exons.
GCUGGACUUGUUUCGUGAAAACAUGUUGCAUCACAGUGAGGAAGCUGUUCUGCAGUUCAGCAGAACUGCGUGUUUUAGCGCCAGGCGAAGGCGUACCGUCCGGUAGGGAAUACCAGAGACGGUGAAAGUAUGAAGAACAUGCAACUGAGCCGCCUGUCCGGCGGACAGCAGCGUACGGGUUCAGUUUGCCAUCUGCGUUGGUGUCGAAUGUCAGCGUUGAGACUGCACCGUAGAACUCUCCGGAGAGCUGGGUAAGAGCCUGUCACAGCUGUGGCUGCCUGCAGGCUCCGCCCCCCCUUACCUGUAAGACUGGAAUGAUGCAGAAAGCAGACAUGGAGGAAAUGACCAUAUGGGAGCAGCAUACUGUUACGCUGAUCAAGGAUCCCAAGGUGGGCUUUGGGUUCGCCAUUUCCGGAGGCAGGGACAAGCCCAGCCCAGAUGCCGGUGACACGAUCGUGGUUUCGGACGUGGUGCGGAAUGGGCCUGCCGCAGGGAGGUUACAAAUCCGGGAUCAAGUUGCCAUGGUGAAUGGUGUUUCCAUGGAAAAUGUCACCUCUGGGUUCACCAUUCAGCACCUCAAGACCUGUGGCAAGACCGCAAACAUUACGGUGAAGAGGCCUCGUAAGAUCCAGCUCCCCUCGAGCACGCGGCCCGUGCGCUCGGCCUCCCAGUCCAACCUGCUGAGCGACGAGCCGCCGCCGGGGAGGAGGCAGCGCCGCGCGUCCGACUCCGGCAGCGACCCCUACGGCCGCCGCCGCCGCCACAGCCGCAGCUCCACCCCCGACCGCAACGGCCACGACCUGCCCAUCAUGUCCGGCUUCAAGCGGCUGCCCAAGCAGGAGGGCCCGAGCCGGCCCGUCAAAGCCACGCUGCUGAAGAAGAACCUGACGGACGAGUACGGACUCAAGCUGGGCAGCCAGAUUUUCAUCAAACACAUGACCGAUAGCGGCCUGGCAGCCAAGGAGGGCACCUUAGAAGAGGGAGACCUCGUUCUCAAGAUCAAUGGCAUGACCACUGAGAACCUCUCCCUGCUGGAGACCAAGCACCUGGUGGAGAAGUCCAGGGGCAAGCUUACCAUGCUGGUCCUGAGAGACGACAGGAAGUUCCUGGUCAGCAUCCCUGAGGUGACUGACAGCGCCCCCAACAGCGAGGAGGAGAAACAUGGAAACAGCAGCUCGGAGCUCGAGGACAUUUCUGAUUUGGAGUCGGAGCUCCACGCUUCCACCCGGGACCGAGCCUCCAGGGAACGACGCCCGCGCAAACACCAUCGAGCAGAAGCUGCUCUUCCCUCCAAGGCUCGUGACUCUCCACCAUUGCGCUCCACUCUGACCCGGCCCCCCACUCAUUCCCAGCCCCCCCGCAGAGCUCCUUCAGAUUCGGACUCCGACCGCAGUCCCUCACCCCGCCCGAGCCGAGACACUCUUGAUCACAAGAGCAAAUACGGAACCCUCUCUGGCAUCGCCUUGCCCAACCCGCGAUCCUCUCCCAUAUCCCACAGCCUGGAGGCGGCGCACUGGGCUCCCCCCCGCCCCUCCUCCACCGCCUCGCGACCGCGGAAAGCCGUUUCGGAGUCUGACUCGGACCGGAGUGCCUCGCCCCCGCCUCGACGGGACAGCCCCAAAUCGGACAACCAUUCGAGAUACAGAGUCCUGCCCGACCUGCCCCAUCCAGGGCUCCGUGCCUCCCCACUCCCUCUGCGGCAAGACUCGCCCCGUCGAGGCCCCUCCCCUAUGAGAGCCCAGCCUAUCGAUGACUCUGAGACCGAAUCGGACGGCAGCUCCGGCCCCCCCCGCCGACAGGGCACCCCGGCCAGCCAGGACUCGAGGAGCAGAUACAGGGGGACCCUGGAGAAAUCCCCCUCUGUGGAACCCCCACGAUGGAUCCCCCCCACAAAGGUGGUCGCUCCUCAGGGAAGGGGACGUUCAGAAACGGAGUCCGAGGCCAGCAACGACUCAUUCACCAGACAAGCUACUUCAAGCAGCAGGGAUUUCAGAGAGUCCGUGGAAAGAACCAGAGUUCUUCCUGAGAUGCGCUCUUCACCCCAGUUACUGAAGCAGGACUCCCCACGAAGAGGCACAACUCCUGUCAGGCCUCCCUCUGAAGACUCUUCAGGCUCCGAACGCGCCCCCUCUCCCCCCAGAAGAUUCGAGAGCGCAGACCAUGAAAGCACUCCCAGUUAUUCACACUCUGUCAACGGUACUCUCCGCUCCGGGGUUUCCCUGUCAGGCAGGCCUGUGACACGCACUCCCCCUGAAGAGGAGCCGCUUUACUCUUUACCUCCCGACUCCCCCACGUACAUCACGAGUAACUCAGGGUACAGCUCGGACCAGAACAACGUGCGGUUUGUGAAGGAGGGGAGCGUGGGAUUGCGGCUCGUGGGCGGGAACGAUGUGGGCAUCUUUGUUGGAGGAGUGCAGCCCAACAGCCCGGCCCAGCAGCAGGGCAUGAUAGAAGGAGAUCAGAUAAUCAAGGUGAACAAUGUGGACUUCAGCCACUUCACCCGUGAGGAUGCUGCCAUGUUCCUGCUCAACAUCCGUACGGGCGAGCAAGUGAAUGUUAUCACCCAGAACAAGAAGGACAUUUACAAAAAGAUUAUGAAGUCGGGUCUUGGCGACUCUUUCUACAUCCGCACGCACUUCGAUCAUGAGGCAGAGGGGCCCAAGGGCCUCAGCUUUACCCGAGGCGAGGUGUUUCGUGUGCUGGACACCAUGUACCGCGGGAAGCUGGGAAACUGGCUCGCCGCGCGUAUGGGGAAUGAUCUGCAUGAGCUGGACAGGGGCACCAUCCCCAACCAGUCCAGGGCAGAGACCUUGGCGAGCAUUGAGCAAAGCCAGAGGGCCAGCGGGGCUGAGCGGCAGGCCUCCGGGCCCAGGGCAGAGUUCUGGAAGCUACGGGGCCUCAGAGGGGCCAAGAAGAACGUCCGCAAGAGCCGCGAAGACCUCCUUCAGCUGACCAUCCAGGGCAGAUACCCUGCGUACGAAAGGGUGCUACUGAGAGAAGCCAGCUUUAAGCGGCCCAUUGUCAUUCUGGGUCCCAUCAACGAUGUUGCCAUGGAGAAGCUGGCCAGAGAAAUGCCUAAGGAAUUUGAGGUGGCAGACAUGGUCCCUCGUAGUGGGGGGGAAGGCUCCUCCUCUGUCAUUAAGCUGGACACUGUGAGAGCGAUCUCAGAGAAGGACAAGCACCCGCUGCUGGACAUCACGCCCACCGCCAUCGAGAGGCUGAACUACAUCCAGUACCACCCGCUGGUGCUGUUCCUGGACCCGCACAGCCGCAAGGACGUGAAGGCCAUAAGGCAGCGGCUCUGUCCCGACUCCAACAAGAGCUCCCGCCGCCUCUACGCCCAGGCGCUCAAGAUCAAGAAGUACUACAGUCACCUCUUCGCUGGGCGUAUUGACCUCCAGCCCAGCUCCUACGUGUGGUAUAACGUUCUUAAGGACAAAAUCCGGGAACAGCAGGCAAAGCCAGUCUGGGUGUCGGAAGUCACGCUAGAGGGCGGUGGAGAUGAGGAGCUGGACGCUCUGAACCGCAUGGAGUCCUCAGACUACCUGAGCUGCGACAGCCGGGCCAACAGCGACUACGAGGACACGGACGGCGAGCCGUACACGGACGGCGAGCCCUACACCGACAACGAGGACCUGGAGGAGUCCUAUGAGCAGCGGGACAGGAACCCGAAGAGCAGGCGGGCCGGGCAGGCGCUGGCCCGGUCCUCGGAACCCGCCCUGGAGCCGGAGAGCUCGGACCCGGCGUCCGACUCCUACCCCGCGGAGCCCUACGGCGAGGACGCGUCCGCCCGGGAGAUACCGCCCAUCCUGCACGUGCCCAAGCCGCAGCCCCCCCGCUACUCCCCCGACUCCCCCGCCGCCGAUGUCCCCUCCUCGCACAGCUUCUCGGACUCCCCCUCCGAGUUCAGCGUCACAGACCCCCCGGUCCCGGCGUCCCCCUACGAGGAGCCCCCCAGCUUCCGUGCCCCAGACCCUCCCUCCAGAAACUCUUAUUCUGAAGCCCCUGCGGCUGAGGUGCUCCCAGAGGUCAACGAGGCCGUCACACUGAAUGACAUCGAGGAGAAACUCCAGAAGACUCGACAGGCUGGACCCCAGGAGAGGCCCACUCCUCCAUUGAUUGUGUUCGCCCACCAUCACGCGGUGCAGAUCAGACGCACUCAGAUCCAUGGCAGCGACAGCUCGGCGGAAGAUGCCGCGUCCGAUGACAUGGAAUGGGGCCCAGCCACCGAACUCUAGAGCACACAGGCUUCCAGCAGCCAGACCGGGACUUUAACUAGGGGGGCGUCUCCAGACCCAAGGACCCUCACAAAUCUACGGGUCUAUGGGUUGCUGUUAUUUUGCCCUGCAAUAACCUCUGGCCCUUGGGAUUGCCUAUUAUAAGAGAUCUGAAUCUCAAUUGUCUUUGGCCCUGAGGCGUUUUUGGCUAUUGUUCUAGUAUCUUAAACAUGGAUGACAGAGAACUGCGCCUUCCUGAAAGAGUUCUUUUUCUAAAGUGAAAAACAGAACUUGUCGGUCAGAACUCCCAAGGCUCCCUGCAGUUUAGAUAAUUUCAGUGAAUGUAUCAUUUUACUGUAUUUUUUAAUGUACACAUUUUCUUAUUUUGUAAUAACAGAUCUGAAAUAUUGUGAGGUUUUACUGGCAAAGACGAGGUUAUGCAAGCUACAAGAGCAUUUAUGGGAACUGCUGAUGACUGCCCUUUUCAGCUGUUCUUCGAGAACAAACUCACGUCUAUACAGCAAUUUGUUUUUGAAAAUGUAAUUUUGGCUCCGAUUUAGCGUGAUAUGGUGCGUUUGACCUGAUAUCAAAAUUGUCAUCUGUCUGAAUUACACAUCCAGCAGCUGGAUAUAGAGGUUUAGAUACAAUAACAAAUGGUUGCUCAUUUCAGUGUUUUAAGUUAUUGUAUAAGAUACCAGCAACAUGUCCUAAACUUCCACCUCCUUUAAAGACUACUUUUGCAGCCUCAUCACUGUCAUUGUUUUGCCUUAUAUAGAUUUUUCUGUGAAACUCCAUUAUCAAUCUGCUGCCAGUAUUGUUUUAAACAUAUAUUAGAGGGGCAACUUGGUAAUUAAUAGAUCUUUAAAUGUAAAAUCUGUGUAUACAAAUAAGGACGUUGGACUAAAUUUGUUUAUCGAAAAUGCAACCAAAAGAAAAUGUUGAAAACGGACUCCUGUGAUUGUGAUUCAGAAGCCUUCCGGAAGACUCACCGUGCCGUUUUUAAUAAUGACAUUUCCAACUGUCAUCUAUGUCUUGAAGAAAGCUUAUUCCUUCAAGCUAAAAUAUUUUUUCAUUGGGUGAAAUAUUUUAAGUGACAAGAUUAAUAAACUUUUUUUCAUGAAUUUUAA